AUGUCCGAUUCCGAAGAUGAACUGAACGUCGACCUCUCCCGAUGGAAGCCUCGCACAGUCAAUACGGCCCCUCAGCCUUCUGCUCCUGCUCCGCCUCCAAGGACCUUUGCCUCGAUUAACACUCCAGCCACUGCCACUGAUACUGCCAACCACUUCGAAGACGACGAUUUUGAUAUUGACGCCAUUGUUGAGGGCAUCGCCGUCGGCCAUGAGGAUGCUCUACAACCAAGACCCUCCACUUCCCAGUCUGUCGCAUCUACAAAGCCCAGGCAGACUGUCCAGGUUGUAGUCACCCAAGACCCCGAUUUCAACCGGGACGACUACACCGACUGUACAUAUGGUGCCAACAUUGUGCGCCGUGUCUUGAAAGAGGUUGCAAAAAAUGAAGAUGUAUACUACAAUGUCGAGUUCGUCGAUAGACAUACGGAGCAGGUCUCCUUCAACGAUCUAUUACAAUAUGAAAACGGCCAGGAUGCUCUACAAGAAUACACAGAAAACGUCCAAGAUGCCGACGAUUAUGCCGAGGAAGAAAGCGAGGUCGAACGAAUUCAGCGCCCGAAACCAAGCAAAUCUGGUUACGUCGAUACUGUUGAAGCGCUUGACUACCUUGAUCAGGAAGACUAUCCUUCACGCUCGAGAAAAUCGCGGAAAGCAAGAAACUACGACAGCGACUCCGAAGAUGAUGGCCCAGCUCCUCGUCGCUCUGGAAGGGUGGUUCCAUCAAACACCGACUCUAGAAGAACUUCAAGACGGCUCAAAUCCAUAUCUCAAGCUGACUCAGAAGACGAUGAUGAUGGCUUCGUUCUCCAGUCCGAUGUUCUUCCCAGCAGGAAACGCAAGCGUUCUCUGAGGUCUCAAAGCAAUCCUAUCAACUACGCCGAUGGAGACGAAGAGGAACUGCAGUACAACAACUCAGGAUCUCGCACCUCAAGACCUACAGGUCAGGGUGUCCGUCAGUCUGGUCGUUCAACCCGUCACCAGGGUGACAUGCAGGAUCCGGGUGUUAAUGACAUCUACCGCUCCGAGUCAGAACCACGACCUGUCGCUCCUCCCAAGCCUGUUGGAGCCCGCGAGUCUUUUAAGGAUCUACCACGAUCUGAUCCUUUCCGCGCUCGUCACAUUCAACAUUGUGACUCGUGUCAGAACGGUACUAACUUUGCCCCUCUGAUCUACUGUCAAGGCUGUGUCUACGCAUACCACAAGAGCUGCAUCGGCCACCGUGGAUCGAGAGAGCAUCUGGUCACUAAAGUCGGUAAGAAUGACUUUGUGCUUCAGUGUCGUCGCUGCAUCGCAUUCCCUAUGAAGAAGGACCAUACAGCACCCGAUCAUGGAAGGUGUUCUGACUGUAAGCAACAUGGCGCUUCAUGUGUGCCUUUCCGAGAGCGUAAGACCCCUCAACAGGAGCAAAAGGAUCGCGAGGAGAACAACGGUGAAGACCCUACCUAUCCAGUAUCCCCAAAGCUUAUCAACAACCCUGACAACGUCAUGUUCCGCUGCACCGCCUGCUCAAGAGGCUUUCAUUUUGAGCAUCUGCCGCCCAAGUCAGACAGUCUCAUGGAUCUCGACAGUGAUGAUGUGGCAACUCAGAGGCUUCAGGACUACAGCCAGGAUUGGAGAUGCAAAGAGUGUCUCGAUUGCCCAGGCAAGGUUGGAUCUCUUGUCGCAUGGAAACCAAUCGACGAGGACAACUACGAUCCAAGCUACGGCUAUGACAGAGUUCCGGAAGAUGAAAAGGCCUACCUUGUUCGCUGGGACGGAAAGUCAUAUUUCCAAGCUGCUUGGAUGCCCGGCCCCUGGGUCUGGGGUACUACGGCUGGUGUCAUGCGAAAGGCAUUUGCCAAGCGAGAUGAAGCACGUCAACCGAAAAUGAGAACAGAAGAUGCAAUCCCUGAGGACUAUCUUCGCAUCGAUAUCGUGCUUGACGUCAAGUACACGAGUAUCGUCAACAUCUCAACAGAAGAGGUUGACAAGGCACGUAUUCGUGAGGUCGACACGGCUUUAGUAAAGUACAAGGGUCUUGGCUAUGAAGAUGUCGUCUGGGAGAAGCCUCCUACGCCUGAUGAUGCCGAUCGCUGGACUGACUUUGUAGUUGCUUACAACGAUUGGGUGCUUGGUAGAUUCGUGAAACAACCCAAGCCGCAGCAACUCAAGACUCGACUCGAGAAGGCAAGAUCUCUCGACUUUGCCACCAAGCUUGAAAAGAAGAAACAGCCCAGUAACAUCACCGGAGGAGAGCUCAUGAAGUACCAGAUGGAAGGUCUUAACUGGCUCUACUACAAGUGGUACACGCACAAGAACGCCAUCUUGGCUGAUGAGAUGGGUCUUGGAAAAACUAUCCAGAUCAUAUCUUUCCUCGCCACCUUGGUCCAAGACUGGAAUUGUUUCCCUUUCUUGGUAGUUGUUCCCAACUCAACUUGUGCCAACUGGCGUCGUGAGGUCAAGCAAUGGGCCCCAUCUCUGAGAGUUGUUGCAUACUUUGGCAGCAAGGAGGCUCGCGAUCUUACCUACCGCUAUGAACUCUUCGCUCGUGAUAGUAAGGAGCUAAGAUGUCACAUCGUGGUCACGUCUUAUGACUGUGCUGCGGAUGAGAGCGCUCGCAAAUUCUUCAAGUCCAUCCCUUGGCAGGCACUGAUCGUGGACGAAGGACAACGCCUGAAGAGUGACAAAUCGCAACUCUACUCUGCAUUGGCGUCUCUAAGGGCUCCGUUCAAAGUUCUUCUGACCGGUACCCCUCUGCAGAACAAUGCACGCGAACUGUUCAAUCUUCUACAAUUUCUGGACGACACAUUUGAUGCCAGUCAACUUGAGGAGAAAUUUCAAGAGCUUGACCAGGCCAAGAUCCAGGAGCUGCAUGGCAUCAUUCGCCCCUUCUUCUUGCGCCGUACUAAGGCUCAAGUCCUUACCUUCCUUCCUCCCAUGGCUCAGGUCAUCGUGCCCGUUUCGAUGUCAACAGUUCAAAAGAAGUUGUACAAGACUAUUCUUGCCAAAAACCCUGAUCUCAUGCGCGCCAUUUUCCAGGGGGCGAAGGAGCUCAGACCUACAGAGCGUGCUAGUUUGAACAACAUUCUCAUGCAGCUGCGCAAAUGUCUUUGCCACCCCUUCGUCUAUAGCACCGAGAUUGAAGAGAGAAACGUGUCACAAGCUGUCAGCCAUCGCAACCUUGUCGAUGCCAGUGGAAAGCUACAGCUGCUCGAAAUGCUUCUCCCCAAGCUCAAGGAGCGUGGGCACCGUGUGCUGGUCUUCUCUCAAUUCCUUGACAUGCUCACAAUGGUGGAGGAUUUCCUCGAUGGUAUGCAGAUGAGGUGUCAACGUCUCGAUGGUACCAUCAGCAGUUUGGAGAAGCAGAAGCGUAUUGACGAGUUCAAUGCACCCGACUCUCCAUUAUUCGCUUUCCUGCUCUCGACUCGUGCUGGAGGUGUAGGUAUCAACUUGGCCACUGCAGACACUGUUAUUAUUUUGGAUCCCGAUUUCAACCCUCAUCAAGACAUUCAGGCUCUCAGUCGAGCCCAUCGUAUUGGUCAAAAGAAGAAGGUCCUUUGUUUCCAGAUUGUCACUCGUGCCAGUGCGGAAGAGAAGAUCAUGUCUUAUGGUCGACGCAAGAUGGCACUAGACCACGUCUUGAUCGAGCAGAUGGAUGCAGAAGAUGCUACAGACCGUGAUCUCGAAGGCAUCCUUCGCCACGGCACCAAGGAGUUGUUCGAUGAUGAUGGAGAAAAAGACAUCAAAUACGACUCAGCCUCGAUCGACAGAUUGCUCGAAGUUAGUCACAUCGAGCACACAAAGGCUGGCGAAGACAAAUCCGCAGAAUCUACUUUCUCGUUCGCCAGGGUCUGGGCCAACAACGAGCUAGAAGAAACUGCUAUCGAAGGUCCAGAGGCCGCAGAGGUGGCCCCCGAUCGUGAUGUGUGGGACAAGAUCCUCAAGGAGCGUGAGAGGAUUGCAGCAGUCGAAGCUGCUGCUGCGGAGCAGGCGUUCGGAAGAGGUCGUCGAGCCAAAGCAACUAUUGACUAUGGCGAUGGCGCUAACCAGGAUGGUCCCGAUAACAUCGAAGGACCUAAAGGCACAGAUCAAGGCUCGCCUAUCCGUGUCUCCAAGCGGGCACAACUGGACGAAGACUACGACACAGACUUCCAAGCCGACAGUGAUGAGGAGAGCAUUGCAGCGGAAGAGGUAGAGGACGUUGUUGAUCCGGGAGAGCUACAGAUCCCAGACCAACCAAAGACAGCGUCUAAGCUGGUCAGACCACCUGCCCCACCGACCUUCCGUCGCGUCGAUGUGCCAACGUAUCGGAACUAUGAUCCCGAGUUCACGAUCCCAGCAUCCAACGGCAACCCUCCUCGCAAGCCCCAAAUGGCAUCUUGCGUAGCAUGUCAACAUCUCCAUCCCUUGGGAAGUUGUCCUCUCAAGCGUGCUGGCGUUGAAUAUUGCGGUCUUUGUGGCCUCGCCCACUACGGCUUCUCUCGCAUCUGUCCACACAUUAACUCAGAGACCCAGGUCAGAGAGAUGAUACGAGCGGUGAAAUUAUCAUCGGAGCCAGGACAUCUCAAGUCAGAGACUUUGAAGUAUUUGACUGGACUAAAAGGUACUCUGGUUCAAAAGAAGAAGAAAGAGGCUGAGAAGAAGGCUGCCGCUGCUAAUGGCAGUGCACACCCGAGCGCUGGUCCGUCUGCAGUGCCAGGACAGCAGCCAUUUCACAUGAUGUAA
Messenger RNA from Aureobasidium melanogenum CBS 110374, 4704 nucleotides. RefSeq lists its product as uncharacterized. Bases 1 to 4704 code for a protein of 1567 amino acids. The record is from RefSeq and is a predicted model, not a curated record. Gene Ontology annotation, biological process: negative regulation of transcription by RNA polymerase II; chromatin remodeling. NCBI's taxonomy places the organism in Eukaryota, Fungi, Ascomycota, Dothideomycetes, Dothideales, Saccotheciaceae. The transcript is spliced from 4 exons. Gene Ontology annotation, molecular function: chromatin binding; histone binding; DNA binding. Gene Ontology annotation, cellular component: chromatin; nucleus.